Messenger RNA from Hymenoscyphus albidus, 2743 nucleotides. The record is from the annotation of a GenBank genome assembly. NCBI's taxonomy places the organism in Eukaryota, Fungi, Ascomycota, Leotiomycetes, Helotiales, Helotiaceae.
CGCGUCGACCAUCGAGGUAAAUCGUGAAUACAGCAGGAGGUCGCUCCCGCCCUGGAAAGAUGGAUACGAAUUCUUCCAAAACGUCAAUACCUCUGAAUGGCGCCUCUGACAAUCCCAAGCCGCUGGCGGGUGUCUACAUCUGCUGUACAGCCGUGGCAGAGGAAACACGCGUAUGUUCUUUGCCCCCUCACCAAAACUCUUCUCAGUCAUGAUGCUAAUAUGGAUCGGAGCGACAGACCAAAAUCGCCGAGUACUCGGAACAAAUGGGUGCGAGACAUCGUUAUGAUCUGACACAGGAAGUAACGCAUCUCAUUGUAGGCGGACACAAUACCGAUAAAUAUCGGUUCGUUGCGAGAAACCGACCAGAUGUGAAGCCAAUGACAGUGGAAUGGAUUGAAAAGCUUCGGGACAUUUGGAUGAAGGAUGAGGAAAUUGAUAUGGAGUUCUUGGAGAAGCAACAUACUCUGCCGACUUUCCAUGGUCUGAAGUUUAGCAUGACUGGAUGCGACAAUCGUAAGAAGAUGGAUUAUCUCGACAAUGGGCAAUUGCUGAUCAUUUUUAGCGGAUGAUCGAUCAGAAAUCGCGGAGCAGGUUAGGUCGAAUGGUGCUAUUUACGAGGGCGACUUAACCAAACACAUUACCCACCUGAUCUCAUUCCGGACGGACGGCGCCAAAUACAAUGCUGCUAAGUCUUGGGGCAUCACUGUUGUAUCCGUUGAGUGGUUAAGGGAUAGUUUAGAAAGAGGGAUGAUCUUGGAUGAGAGCCGUUACGAUCCUCUGCUGCCACCGGAGGAACGAGGGAAUGCAUGGGAUAAAUCAAAGCCGAAACGGAUAUCGCUGGGAAAACGUGCGAGGGAUGAAAGUUUUGGCGGGUCGGAAGGAGCCAAGAGGAAGCUUAGAAGGACUGCAAGUACGAAACUUAAUAGCCAGAGCGAAAAGAUGUGGGGCGAUAUAGUCGGGAGAGGUGGUUUAACAGAAGUUGCGCGGAGCGGUGUUUGGGAACCCCAGGUGUCAGCCCAGAACAUUCAGAAGCAGCCGGAACUCAAACAAGAAGAUGUCAGAGAAGGUAUAUUCAGUGGUUGUCGAUUUUAUUUUCAUGGAUUUAUUGGGAAAAGAGUGGAAGUUCUCUGCAAUCAUCUUUUGCCUCAAGGGGCUGAAGUUGCGGUAUCUCUGGAACAAUUGCACUUAACAUCAUCGGCCAAUCCUCCACAACGCCUUUUCAUGAUCGUUCCUCACGAUUUACCAGUGUCACAACAUCCGGCAUUACCAGAGUCACAGCUCCUGAUAGAGACAAUCACCGUAUUUUGGGUGGAACGUUGCUUACAUUACAAGAAGUUUGUCGACCCCUCCGAACAUGUAAUUGGGCGUCCCUUUCCAGUGUUCCCAAUUCAGGGCUUCGCGGGCUUGACAGUUUGCUCUUCGGCAUUUUCUGGCAUUGAUUUAUUGCAUUUGAAAAGAUCCGUGGAAUUAUUAGGCGCGAAAUAUAGCGAGGAUAUGACAUCCCAGUGUUCCGUCUUGGUCACUAAAUCACAAUUGGGACUCAGAAAAGACAAGUAUGAACAUGCGAUGGAAUGGAAAAUACCAAUUGUGGGAGCAGAAUGGCUCUGGGAAUGUAUAAAAAUGGGCUCGCGGGUAGAGCCUAAACCCCACUGUUAUAGGUCGCAAAAGCGCUCAAAAUCUUUAACAGCCGGGGGCGUAUUGCCUGUGAAUGAAGAGAAGCGACAGGAUCAAGCAAAUAACUUACCAACGGCUCAAACUUCGAGAGCUGACAGUGUUCAACCGAAAGAAGCAGCAAGACAAUCAAGUCCACCACCAAAUGAAGUAACAAAGCAGCCAAGCCCACCAAAAGAAGCAGCACCAAAAGAAGCAUCAAAACCAUCAAGUCCGGCUUUGAAUACCUCGGCAUCAUUUGUCACUGCCAACGAAGAGGGGCCUCAUGAGAGCAGGGCACCGGAAUGGUUUACUGUUGGGAGAGAAAUACGAGCAUCGGACGCGACAUCAUUUGACCCUUCAUGUCGAACCGAGCCAUUAUCAGAACGAGACCCAAACUCGCCCACAAAAACUGUAUCGACAGCUCCAGCACCAUCAGGCCAUCCCCAUUCAAAGUCGUCAGAGGAGGAUAUCAGCAACGAUAUUUCCGACCUCCUCGCCAAAACUAAACGUGCCGUUCAACCCUCCAAUGAGGCACCCGAGGGACGAAAACGCACCACCAAACGUAUUUUCGGUCGAGUCACUUCCAAUAUCUCCACCAUCUCGGCACAAUCCCGUUCUGGGUCUGUAGAUUCUACACAUACGCCCGUUGAGAAGUCAUUGAGUGGAGAUGAUCCACUGGUCUUAUUACUUGGUCCUGGUGGGAAGGAGGACAAAGAUGUGGAUAGUCAGCCUCCGGCUACGCAGUUGCAAUACGAUGAUCUGGAGAGUGUAGAUGUGAGAGAGGGAAUUCUGGCGCAGAUGACAGGACGGCAACCUCCACCCAAGAGAGCGGGGAUGAAGGAGAGGUCUGUGACAUUGGCCAUGGGCGAUUUGGGAACGAGGAGAGCCACGAGACAAACGAGAAUGAGGUGAUCUAUAAAGGUCUUUGGAUAAACGCAAUGUAAAUGAGGGCCAUGGAUUGGAUUGAGUAUGAAUGUUGUAUAGACAUGGCUUGGCUGGUAAUGUUGAGCAUUGCAGGGCUUGAAAUGAUUACCUGUGCCGCACGGAUGGCAAUGUACUAUUGCAGUAUCGAUAGUGAAUUGAAUAAACC